AUGAUUUUUCUCAGCCUACUACGCAUUUGCCUGCUCAUAGCUCCGGCAGUCCACUCAGCACCCUUUCUUGAACCAGCCGUCCAGGCCGACUACGACGCCAUUGUCAUAGGGGGAGGUCCAGCUGGAUUAGCAGCGACAAGCGGGCUCGCGCGAGUCCGGCGUAACGUUCUUCUGAUCGAUUCUGGAGAAUACCGGAAUGACCCAACCAGACAUGCACACGACAUUCUAGGAUUUGACGGUGUAACACCGGCCUGGCUACGUUUCGCAGCAAGAAGGCAAAUCAGCGACUAUGGAACGGUUGACCUGGUCAAUGGGACAGUGACAGAGGUCCAGCCCCAAAAGAAUAACACCUUCUUCAAAGUGCUGGCCGACUACCCAGGCAAUAAGUCGGUUUCGUUUACCACUCGCAAAGUGGUUCUAGCAACAGGCAUGCGAGAUAUUCUGCCCACUACGACUGGACUUGCCGAGAGUUGGGGCAAGGGCAUAUACUGGUGUCCUUGGUGCGACGGCCAUGAGCAUGCGGAUCAAGAUCUCGGCAUCCUCGCGCGCCUAGACAGUGCGGUGACAAGUGUCCGCGAGAUUCUCACAUUGAAUACGGACAUCGUCCUCUUCGUUAACGGCACUGACACACCCGCAAACCGCGCAAUCACGGAGGGGAAAUUCCCAGGAUGGGAGACGUACCUGAAACUGCUCAAUGUAAAGAUUGAGAACCGCACGCUGGCCUCUAUCACGAGGCUCAGAGACGGUGCAACGCCCUAUGCGGAUCCGAGCUUACCCACACAUCCUGAGCAUGAUCUCUUCGAGGUUAAUUUCACAGAUAAGAAGAACCCCAUCUUGCGAAAUGCGUUCUUUGCAGACUUCCCGUCUGAGCAAAGAUCCAAGGUCGGCGAAAACGCAGGUGUUCAACUCUAUGGUAACAAACUUGCUGCGGAUGGUGCCGGAGGGCUGGUAACCAACGUCCCUGGAAUCUUUGCUAUCGGCGAUGCCAAUUCGGACAAUGUGACGAAUGUACCACACGCUUUUUUCAGCGGGAAACGCACUGCAGUUUAUCUUCAUGUCCAGAUUGAGCGUGAAAAUUCUCUUGCGCAGAUUGCAGCGGCAGGCAAGCGAGAUGUUGGGGAAGAUGAGCUGCAGAAGCUCUGGGCGAGGAUGAAUGUACCCAGUGAUGUCACUCACGCAAGGGAAAGAUUUGAGGUAUAA
Molecule: messenger RNA, 1200 nt
Organism: Didymosphaeria variabile
Lineage: Eukaryota; Fungi; Ascomycota; Dothideomycetes; Pleosporales; Didymosphaeriaceae
Exons: 2
Coding region: 1-1200 (399 amino acids)
Molecular function (GO): oxidoreductase activity
Source: RefSeq, a predicted model, not a curated record